Molecule: messenger RNA, 1379 nt
Organism: Austrofundulus limnaeus
Lineage: Eukaryota; Metazoa; Chordata; Actinopteri; Cyprinodontiformes; Rivulidae
Gene: ercc8
Product: excision repair cross-complementation group 8
Exons: 12
Coding region: 20-1225 (401 amino acids)
Biological process (GO): transcription-coupled nucleotide-excision repair; protein polyubiquitination; proteasome-mediated ubiquitin-dependent protein catabolic process
Cellular component (GO): nucleotide-excision repair complex; Cul4A-RING E3 ubiquitin ligase complex
Molecular function (GO): protein binding
Source: RefSeq, a predicted model, not a curated record
GUCUCUUCAAACUGAAGCAAUGUUGGGAUAUCUGACAGCAAGACAAACUGGUCUGGAUGACCCUUUGCGGCUGAAACGAGCAGAGUCAACAAGGAGGGUCCUUAGUCUGAAGUUAAAUCCUGACCGAGAUGUGGAUCGAAUCCAUGGAAAUGGAAUUAAUACCUUGGACAUUGAAACAAUUGAGGGCAGAUACAUGUUGUCUGGAGGUGCUGAUGGAGUGAUCGUCAUCUAUGACUUGGAGAACUACAGUAGCAAAACACAGUACACCUGUAAGGCAGUCUGUACAGUAGGCAGGUCAAGCCGACAUGUCCACAAAUUCAGUGUGGAAACUGUCCAGUGGUAUCCCUAUGACACAGGGAUGUUUGUCUCCAGUUCUUUUGACAAGACCAUGAAAGUUUGGGACACAGAAACUUUAAAGCCUGCCGAGGUGUUUGAGUUUGACGGUAAUGUCUAUAGCCACCACCUGUCCCCCAUCGCCAGGAAGCACAGCCUCAUCGCAGUUGGAACGACAAACCCUAAAAUCCAAUUGUGUGACUUGAAGUCUGGCUCACGGAUUCAUGUCCUUCAGGGUCACAGAGCAGAAGUGCUGUCUGUGCGCUGGUCGCCCAGAUACGCACACAUCUUAGCCACUGCCAGUGCAGACAGCAAGGUGAAGGUAUGGGAUGUGCGACGAGCUGCAGGUUGUCUCUUCACUUUGGACCAGCACAAUGGAGAGAAGUCUAAAGCCUCUUCGGAGACCGUUAACACAGCUCAUAAUGGCAGAGUGAAUGGUCUCUGUUUUACUUCUGAUGGCCUCUACCUCCUAACCACUGGAACAGAUGACCGCAUGAGGCUAUGGAACAGUGCUAGUGGUGAAAACACACUGGUAAAUUACGGCAAGGUCUGUAACGAGAGUCGUAAAAAGCUGCAGUUCACCGUGUCUCGCGGCUGCAGCCCGGAGUUUGUGUUCGUGCCCUGCGGCAGCUCGGUGGCGGUCUAUGCCCUGCACACGGGAGAACUCGUCACCAUGCUCAGGGGUCACUACAAUAACGUGGACUGCUGCGAGUUCCACCCAGACUAUCAGGAGCUGUACAGUGGAGGUAAAGAUUGCAACAUUCUGGCGUGGGUACCCGUCCUUCGUACCCCAGACAUGGAAGAGGAGUCAAAUCAGGAAAAGAAGGGUGCUGCUGGUCCAUCUGCUGUGAACCCAGCCUUUCAGGACACCUGGAGCAGUGAUGAAGACUAAUGCAGAUGUUUUGAAUCUGUUUACAUUUAUUAUAGGGGCUUGCCCUAUGAUUUUGGGGGUUAGUCUGUGACUGUUUGGKCUUAAAACCUAAGAAAAGUGUGUAAAUAAGUGUAAAAUAUAAAUGUCUACAAUAAAGUACUGAUAUUUUGUUUUA